UGUUUGGCAUAGGAAAAAUUACCCACGAGAAGCCAAAAAUUUGUCGGGAAGACUUCCUUCCAAGUUCCAAGUCUUCUGUGUAUAUAUAGGCCUCCAUCUCCAUCUCCUUCCCCUCAAUACAAAACAUAACUUUUUUCAGAAGAUGUUCAGCCCCAAGAAGCUCAUCAAGAUGGCUUCGAUCGGGAGGAAGAGAAUCCCGUCAACGUCUCAUUCUCCACUGGUCGCUGAGAAGGGUCACUUUGCUGUGUACACGGUAGACCACGGCUGCUUCGUGAUCCCCCUAUCAUAUCUCCAUAACCAAAUUUUCCAGGAGCUCUUUAGGAUGUCCGAGGAGGAGUUCGGGCUCUCGAGCAAGGGCCCCAUCACUCUGCCCUGCGAUGCGGCCUUUAUGGGGUAUGUGGUUUCGCUCAUACAGGGAGGGGUGGGUGAAGAAUUGGAGUUUGGGCUCUCGAGCAAGGGCCCCAUCACUCUGCCCUGCGAUGCGGCCUUUAUGGGGUAUGUGGUUUCGCUCAUACAGGGAGGGGUGGGUGAAGAAUUGGAGAAGGCUCUGCUCAGUUCGGUUUCUUCCACUCGCUGCGUAGGCUCGAGUCGAGAGUUUGUGGGCCCAAACAUGCUUGUUUGCGGCCAGUGAGUAGAAGAAACCGGAUGUGUACAUAAGGAUGGAUUGCUGGACUCGUUUGAUUUAGAAUCGAUUGAGACAUGUGAAACCUUGUUUAAUGGGGAAAAUGACUAAGGCCCCAUUUACCGGAAAGGGUAAGCAAGCUAGUGAUCUUUUGGCUCUUAUUCAUACCGAUGUAUGUAGACCGAUGAAUAGGCUUGCUAGAGGUGAGUAUCUUUACUUCGUUACAUUUACUGAUGAUUUCAAUAUAGUUGGAUAUGUGUAUUUGAUGAAACACAAAUCCAAAUCCUUUGAAAAGUUCAAAGAGUUUAAGAAUGAAGUUGAUAAUUAGUUGGGUAAAAGCAUUAAAGUUCUUCAAUCAGAUCAAUGAGGUGAAUAUUUGCACUAUGAGUUUGCUGACUAUCUUAAAUAGUAUGGGGUUAUAUCCCAACUUAC
This is a messenger RNA of Punica granatum (pomegranate), 1054 nucleotides long. The record is from RefSeq and is a predicted model, not a curated record. NCBI's taxonomy places the organism in Eukaryota, Viridiplantae, Streptophyta, Magnoliopsida, Myrtales, Lythraceae.